AUCAAUAAUUGUGCACCUUUAAAAGAGAGAUACCAUACACCAAUCAAUAAAACCAUUUUACCCACAAGACUAAAAAAAAAACCUUAUCUACCAAAAUGAUACCCAAUUCCUCCAAAAUCAUAUUAUUCUUAUUUCUAUCAUUAUGCUCAACUUGCCUAGUUCAUGUAGUAGCCACCACCAACAAUGAUCUAUCAACUACUAGAAGAGAAGCCAUUGAAAUCAUCAUUGGUGGCGGGUCGUUCCCCAUUGGACCGACCCCAAUCGAUUGUGCACCACCGCCACCGCCGCCACCACCACCGUGUCCACCACCACCAUCACCACCGGUCGGGCCGAGUAGGGUUGAGAUAGCCACGAAGGUUAUACAAAAAUUUCUUAAACGUAUUAGUAGUGACAAAUGUGGGUUAAGCAUGAAAAUGCCUAGUAUGCCGAACUUUUGUAAGUCCUCUAAAUUUGGGUGUGCUCUUCUUCCACACUCUCAUCAACAAGGCCUUUAUACAAUUCAAUUUAACGAGUGUUAUAUUAAAGGUAAAAAUAUUACCUUAGAAGGCUUUAUAGAUAAACUCCCCGAUAUAUCCAUUUUCCAUGUAAACUCCAAUUCUUUUGGAGGAGAAGUUCCUAAAUUAAGUCACCUUCAAUACCUUUACGAAUUAGAUCUUAGUAACAACGGGUAUACGGGUGCAUUCCCAAAUAAUGUACUCGGAGCAACCGAAUUAAUCUACCUGGACCUCCGAUUUAACCACUUCGAAGGCCCAAUUCCGGCCCAAGUAUUUAACCUAGAUCUUUAUGUCCUUUUUCUAAACGACAACAAAUUUUGUAAGGACCUCCCUUCAAAUUUAGGGUCAACCCGAGUAUCAUUCCUUACUUUAGCAAACAACCAAUUUACGGGCCCGAUACCCAAGUCCAUUAAGCAAGCCCACAACCUUCUAGAAGUUUCAUUCUUAAAUAAUCAUCUUUCUGGGUGUCUUCCGUAUGAAAUUGGGUACUUAAAAAAUACCACUUAUUUUGAUGCUUCAAAAAACUUCUUAACGGGCCCAAUACCCCGUUCAUUUGGGUGUUUAGCUAAAAUGCAAUAUCUUAUUUUGUCAAGUAAUAAGCUAUAUGGGCCCGUACCCGAAGAAUUAUGUAAAUUGCCUAAUCUCAAAACUUUGACUUUAAGUUCUAAUUAUUUUACACAAGUGGGACCAGAAUGUAUGAAAUUGAUGAGAAAAGGGGUAUUAAAAGUGGAGAAAAAUUGUAUAUUGGGCCUUCCGGGUCAAAGAGAUUGGGAUACUUGUAAAUGGUUUUUUAAUGAGCCCAAACCAUGUGGGGAUGGUAAUGAUGAAAGUAGCAAUUAUAUUCCUUGUAAGGCUACUGCUGAUUAUUUGAAUUCUGAGGUGUUAUUAGAUGCUGUUCCUGAAUCUGAGCCACCUUUCAUUCAUGGGUUUCUUGCUCCUGGUACAAACUAAGGCAAUUAUAAGCUUUUAUUAUUUAUGUAAUUUUUUUUUUUAAAAGUUGUAUUUAUGUAGUACUUCCUCCGUUCCAUUAUACUUGCCACAUUUGAAAAGUAUAAUAUAAUAGUAAUAAUAAUUCAUUUGUUGUAAUUAGAAUAUUGUUUUUUCCUUUAAAUGUAACAAAAAUAGUACACGUUUUGUUUCAUU
This is a messenger RNA of Amaranthus tricolor (Joseph's coat), 1637 nucleotides long. RefSeq lists its product as uncharacterized. The record is from RefSeq and is a predicted model, not a curated record. The transcript has a single exon. The coding region runs from base 96 to 1445 and encodes 449 amino acids. Gene Ontology annotation, molecular function: protein binding. Lineage: Eukaryota; Viridiplantae; Streptophyta; Magnoliopsida; Caryophyllales; Amaranthaceae.